Messenger RNA from Chelonoidis abingdonii (Abingdon island giant tortoise), 4695 nucleotides. RefSeq names its product CHRNA7 (exons 5-10) and FAM7A (exons A-E) fusion (gene CHRFAM7A). Gene Ontology annotation, molecular function: acetylcholine-gated monoatomic cation-selective channel activity; transmembrane signaling receptor activity. The record is from RefSeq and is a predicted model, not a curated record. Gene Ontology annotation, cellular component: postsynaptic membrane. Gene Ontology annotation, biological process: monoatomic ion transmembrane transport. Lineage: Eukaryota; Metazoa; Chordata; Testudines; Testudinidae.
GGAGAGUGAGAUCCGCUCUUAGCUCACACGCACAGCCCUAUAAAGCUAGGGCUGCUCUGUUGAACGGGCUGCAUUUCUCCUGCUGCAGCAGCAGCAAUUACUGUCUCUGCCUCCCCUCUGCCCUGCCUGAGGGUCUAGAGGGAUUAAGGAAAGUAGGGAAAUCCAUCACGUGGAGGAGGAGGUGGAGGGAGGGGGGCAGUCAUUAGCAUUCCUGUGCUGUGCCUGAGCUGGCAGCAUCUCAAGGAGAGAUCCGGGGCCAGCCCAGGAAGGGAGCUGGCACCAGGAAGAGGAGCUGGAGCCCUGUUACUGACACCUGGUUCCCCAGAACCCCUCAGCCUUGUGUGCCUCCAAGCACUCGCCUUCCAGUUUCUGCUCUGCGUCUCUUUCCCUUUCUUUAUCUUACUCCAAGUGCCUGUUCUCGGCAGCUGCCUGGCUGAUUUGGGGCUCGAGCUGAACUUUACUUCUGGGUUUGGGGCUCUGCAGCUGCUGCACUUCCCCAGCAAGGCUGGCUUUUGGGAUGGGACUCCGGGAGCUGACUGUCUGGCUGAUCAUGGCUGUGGGGCUCGUACAUGUGUCCCUGCAAGGAGAGUUCCAGAGGAAGCUCUAUAAGGAGUUGCUGAAGAAUUACAAUCCUCUGGAGAGGCCUGUGGCCAAUGAUUCCCAGCCGCUCACUGUCUACUUCACUCUUAGUCUCAUGCAGAUUAUGGAUGUGGAUGAAAAAAAUCAAGUUUUAACAACCAACGUUUGGUUACAAAUGUAUUGGACAGAUUACUAUUUACAAUGGAACAUGUCUGAGUACCCCGGAGUGAAGAAUGUUCGUUUUCCUGAUGGUCAGAUUUGGAAGCCAGAUAUUCUUCUGUACAACAGUGCUGACGAGCGAUUUGAUGCGACAUUUCAUACCAAUGUUUUAGUCAAUUCUUCAGGACACUGUGAAUACCUGCCCCCAGGCAUAUUCAAGAGCUCAUGCUACAUAGAUGUGCGCUGGUUUCCGUUUGAUGUUCAGAAGUGUAAUCUGAAGUUUGGAUCCUGGACCUAUGGUGGAUGGUCCUUGGACUUACAAAUGCAAGAAGCAGAUAUAUCUGGAUACAUUUCAAAUGGAGAGUGGGAUCUAGUAGGAGUUCCUGGAAAGAGGAGUGAGAGUUUUUAUGAAUGUUGUAAAGAACCUUACCUAGAUGUGACAUUUACAGUGACUAUGAGACGUAGGACUCUGUAUUAUGGACUCAAUCUUCUCAUUCCUUGCAUGCUGAUAUCGGCACUUGCUCUAUUAGUUUUUCUGCUUCCGGCUGACUCAGGAGAGAAGAUCUCACUAGGUAUAACAGUUUUAUUGUCUCUUACUGUCUUUAUGCUACUUGUGGCAGAAAUUAUGCCAGCAACAUCAGAUUCUGUGCCGUUAAUAGCUCAGUAUUUUGCCAGCACCAUGAUUAUUGUUGGCCUUUCUGUUGUUGUCACUGUUAUUGUUCUGCAAUAUCACCAUCAUGACCCAGAUGGGGGGAAAAUGCCAAAGUGGACAAGAGUCAUCCUUCUGAACUGGUGUGCCUGGUUCCUGAGGAUGAAGAGACCAGGGGAGGAUAAAGUACGCCCUGCCUGUCAGCAUAAGCCACGUCGAUGUAGCUUGUCAAGUGUGGAUAUGAACACUGUGGGUGGACAACAAGCCAGUAAUGGGAAUAUGCUCUAUAUUGGGUUCCGGGGGCUGGAAGGAGUCCAUUGCACUCCGACCACUGAUUCUGGGGUAAUUUGUGGGAGGAUGACCUGCUCGCCAACAGAAGAAGAGACUCUCCUGCACAGUGGACACCCCUCUGAAGGUGACCCAGAUUUAGCUAAGAUCUUGGAGGAGGUCCGAUAUAUUGCAAACCGAUUCAGAGACCAGGACGAGGAGGAAGCCAUUUGCAAUGAAUGGAAGUUUGCAGCCUCUGUGGUAGACCGUCUCUGCUUGAUGGCUUUUUCUGUCUUCACAAUCAUUUGUACGAUCGGCAUUUUAAUGUCCGCACCAAACUUUGUAGAGGCUGUGUCUAAAGAUUUUGCUUAAUUCUGCAAAAUGUCUGUGAUCCUCCAAGGUAUGCUAUGUAGCAAAUAGAUGAGUACAUGGUCUUUUUUUUAAAAAAAAACAUGCCUUAUCAUAAAUAUACUCUUACUCAGUGACCCAUUUAAAAACAGUAAAAUAUCUGUAGGGCUCACUCCAGCCUCUGAGAUGUUGAGGGACUUAACUCCCACUGAAAUGUGUAAAUAGGGCAUUCAGUUUGUAGGGUUGAGUCCACAGUUCGUGAGCUAUUGCUAAAGUAUCUUAUAGACCAAUCUAAGGCCACUGGCAUUAAUGGAAAGAUUCCCAUUAACUGCAAUGAGCUUUGGAUCAGGCCCUUAGCCAAUAAAUGACACAAAUGCUAUAAUGAGGGAACACUCUCACCAGCUUAUGUUGGCAGAAGCAAUUAGUUAAUGUGGGGCACAAGCUGACACCUGAUUUUCAGAAGGCGGGUACUCAGAAAUACUGAAAAUCAGGCCCCUGAAAAGUGUGUCAAGUUGGGCUCCUAAAAACUGAGACUGCCAAAAUGGACACUACCAACUUUAAUGGGAGCUGGUUCUGAAGCAUAGAUCCUAAUUUUAACAGCACUAAAAGUAUGGGCUGAAUUUUUAAACCACACUUCAGUGGAGGAAUUUAAUUUUGGGGCUUAUACCACUGCCUUCUCCAGCAAAGACAUUCUUUGAACUGCUAAGUUUUGUUGCACCCAUUUUGCUAUAUUGAUGUCUGUCUUUUUUUUUUUUUUUUUUUUUUAAAGGAAAAUGCAGAAUUCAAGAUCUUUACGUCUUCAUUUGUUAAAGAGACACUUGGGUCUUUUUAGUGAUUGCUUUCCAAUGUGGGAAAAAUAACUCUCUCUAUACAAACUCAAAAAUAAAUGGCAAAUCUAAAGCAAAAUGAGUCAUUUCAAUGUUCAAAAUUAAUGUUUUGUCUGAUGCAUGCACCGUAUUUUAGAUGCAGCAUUAUCUUUCUGUUGACUUACCAAUACAUAUUAUGGAAAGAAAACUGCUUAGCUUUUUUGCUCAGUGCAUUGGUUAAAGCUGAAAACUCUUCUUGCUGUGCAUAAGCUGUAAAUAUUCACCAGGAAACUUUAAAUAGGAAUUCCUUUUUAGAAAAUCAUUCUAUGGGCAAAGUUUUAAGUGCACAAAUAAGUAAUUAGGUGCCUAACAUUUAAAAUUUGUACCUUUAAAAUCCCCGCCGUGGAAUGUUAAACUUUUCAAGUGAAUGUUGUGCUCAAGAAAAGUGCUGAGCUGACAGUGCUAGAGACUGAAGUCCUGUGUCUACAAAACAGGUGCUGAAAAGUAUCCCUAUUCUGUCCUGCCAAUGUGCCUGAACUGUGAUCUCAGAGGAUGGGGCUCUCUUUAUGCGGCAGAAGCUAGUUUAGUUCUGAGAUUGCCAAGAAGGCUGCAAAUUGAUGCCAGUUGUGGUAGGUUUUUACUGAAGUGGAUAUUAGGCUGAGAAUCCAAAUAACUUCUUAGACAGCUGUAAGAGCAAUAGGAUAGGAGCCAUUUUUGGUUAUUACGGAUUUUAGCUGGAUUUGAAUUACAGACAUACAGUUGAAAGGCUUUGGUUGAGAGCUUCAUCCCCACUUUGGUCACUUGCUGCCAAAUAAAAUCCCUUGAAUGGUGAAAGAGGCCCCUAAAAAGUCCUCUGUAUAGCUGGGGGAGUAUUCUUCUGGCAUAGGGGGCAUGCUGGCAGUGGGAAGGGUGUUGAGCCACAAUACACAGCACUGUGGAGAUUCCUGACAGUUCUGUUUCCCAUAGGGAAGUCCAGAGAGGUUGCUGUAAUUUAGACAGGCCUGUGCAUGUUGCUCCCGGGGGUUUGUGCAGACCAGGAUCAGGACGCGCAAGGUGAGGCUUAAAGCUAUGUUAGCUCCCCUCCCCUUGUGUUGUGCCUUGAAGUGCAGCACAGAAUCCCACCUAUAAUAUCUAGAGCUGAGCAAAUAAUUUGUACUGAUUAGUUAAUUUUGUCUCUCUGGUUUUGAUUUGCCCCUGAUGAAAUCAGUUUCUCAGAUGUAUUUAUUCAAAAUUAUUCACUGAAUAAUUCUUGGUUUGUAGAUUGCUCAUCAGCAGUUCACUAUGAGUAUCUGAGUUUGAGUGGAAACCCAGGUCACAUGGUAUAAUUCCCUGAUUCUAGGAGCUAUGCUCUGCCAGUCUACUUUCUUCUGCAAAUACUCGUCUUCAAGUUGAAAAUGUCUUUGGAGGUAUUUAUUAAACAAUCGUGCUGUGUCAGCAAAAAUUCCCAGUAGCCAAUUCACCUGUUAUAUUCACAGAAAGUGAGUGCAAGUGCAGGAUGAAGUAAAUUCAAUUGUUUAGUUGAGUGAAUAUCGAUGGAAUAUAUUCUUGAGAUUUGCUCAAUUACUUGUAGUUCUCAAAGGUCUUUACCAAUACUCUGAGCUAUCCAUUCCCUCAAAAAGAUUAUUUCUAAAAAUGGUGGCUUAGAAAUCAUUGUUAAUGUGACCAUCUGGCUGGAUAUGGACAUAAUUUUUGGUACUAUGUAACAUGGUGGUAGAAAUAUUCUGUCAGACUACACUGCUCCCAAUCAAAUGGAAUUUAGUGUUAAACAAAAUGUUUCCUAUUUACACUCUAAAGUUCAUUGUUGAAGUAGUUGUGUAGCCAGAUGGAAAGUGGAUUACAAUUUGACAUUGAGCUCCUGUGUUACCAUUCUGUGUCUACACUUGGAAA